This is a messenger RNA of Striga hermonthica, 1743 nucleotides long. Lineage: Eukaryota; Viridiplantae; Streptophyta; Magnoliopsida; Lamiales; Orobanchaceae. The record is from the annotation of a GenBank genome assembly.
AUGGCUGAAGAAACCAAUAAGACGGCUCCCGAGGCGGCGUGCGCGGCGGAGGAGGUCUCGGUGCCCGACGUUCCGGUGGAGGAGAAGGAGGCGUCCGCCGUGGUGGAGAAGGAGGCGCCUCCCGAGCCGGUGGAGAAGGCGGCGGAGGAGGCUAAGGCAGAGAGCGCGGCGGUGGAGAAGAAGGAGAAGGACGAAGCUUCUGAAGGGACGAAAAUUUCUGAAUCGGAUUCGUUCAAGGAGGAGAGCAAUAAGGCCGACGAGUUGGUCGACCCGGAAAAGAAGGCCCUUGACGAUUUCAAGCUUCUGAUUCAGGAGGCUCUUAGCAAGCACGAGUUCACCGUCCCGCCGCCGCCGCCUCCGGCCGCCGUCUGGGAGAAGAAGAAAGAAGAAGAGGAGCCCAAGACCGAAGAGAAAAAAGACGAGGAGUCCAAAACUACUGAAAAAGCCGAAGCUUGCGCAGAAACUCCGGCAGAGCCAGCGAAAGAGGAGGCGCCGGAGCCGGUCAAGGAAAAGGAGCCGGAGCCGGUGACAGAGGCGGCGGAGGAGCCAGUGGAUCAGGUGAAAGUGGCGGCGGCGGAGGAGAAGAAGCCCGAGAAAUCCGAAGAGAAAGCAGCAGAGGCCGCGGAGGAAAUCAAAGAGACCAUCGUCCACGAGGUCGCCGCCCCUGUGCCGCCGAGCGAGGAGCCGGCCCUGCCGCCGCCUCCGCCGGAAGAGGUCUCCAUCUGGGGCGUCCCCCUCCUGGCGGACGAGAAGAGCGACUCGAUCCUGCUGAAAUUCCUUCGGGCGAGGGAUUUCAAGGUGAAGGAAGCCUUCGCCAUGCUCAAAAGCGUGGUGGCCUGGCGGAAGGAGUUCGGAAUCGAGAAGCUUCUCGAGGAGGAAACCAUUGUCGAGGGCCUCGAAAAAGUUGUUUAUAUGCAUGGUGUGGAUAAAGAAGGGCACCCUGUUUGCUUCAACGCACUUGGUGAGUUUCAGGACAAAGAAUUGUAUGAUAGCACAUUUGCUGAUGCCGAAAAACGAGACAAAUUCUUGAAAUGGUACAUUCAGUUGUUGGAGAAGAAUGUGAGGAAGCUGGAUUUCAGUCCCGGUGGGAUUUGCACUAUAGUUCAGAUAAUCGAUCUGAAUAACUCACCGGGGCUCAUCUUGUUCAAGAAGGAGCUUCGCCAGGCUACUAACCAGGCCCUUCAACUGCUGCAGGACAAUUAUCCUGAAUUUGUGGCCAAACAGGUGUUUAUCAAUGUUCCAUGGUGGUAUCUGGCUUACAAUAGGAUGAUUAGCCCAUUCUUGACCCAAAGAACCAAGAGCAAGUUUGUGUUUGCUGGCUCUACAAGGACUGCUGAGACUCUCUUCAAGUACAUAGCACCUGAGCAAGUACCAGUUCAAUAUGGUGGCCUUAGCAAACUUGGAGAUCAAGAAUUCACCACUGCUGACCCUGCAAUUGAGGAAGUUAUUAAACCAACUUGCAAACACAUCAUUGAAUUGCCUAUCACUGAGGCUGGUACAUUGAUUUGGGAGGUUAGAGUUGUGGGUUGGGAAGUCUCGUACGGAGCCGAAUUUCAGCCAAGUGCCGAGGGUGGAUACACAUUGAUUGUACAGAAGGCUCGGAAAAUUGCACCGGCCGAUGAACAAGUUAUAAGCUGCAGCUUUAAGACUAAUGAAGCUGGGAAAGUUCUCCUCACAUUCGACAACCAAACCUCUAAAAAGAAGAAGCUUCUCUACCGGUCCAAGACGAAGCCCUCCGAAUGA